AUGAAAAAACAAGAUGAUGAUACGUUUAUAAUCAAUGGCGAAUCAAAUACAAUAAAAUCGCGACGGAUAUGCAAUAGUUUGAACUCAUCGGAGGACUCAUCCGAGGACAACUGUGCAUUAUUAAUUCUGGUGAUUAUCGGCUUCUUCAAUGAUUUUGUGUUGUCGGUUGUACAUGAACGAGUUCCAGAGCAGCCACCUUUGCCUGAUAUUGUGUUCGAACGAACACCUUACAUUCCACAAGCUCUUGUUUUUUCUGAAUAUUUGAUACUAAUUUCGUUGUUUAUUAUGUUAUUAAUAACAAUUUUCCACAAAUAUAGAUGGAUUAUUUUAAGAAGGAUUGCUUGCAUCGGAUCUUUAUUGUAUUUUGGUCGAUGUGUAACCAUCCUUGCUACUCAAGUGCCAGUUGCUGAUUCAAAUUAUUAUUGUUCGCCAAAAUUUAAGGAUGAUAACUACACGUUUUGGAAUGUCUUCUUGCGGUCGCUGCAGAUCGUCGGCGGUGUUGGAUUAAAAAUUAACGGAAAACAUACACUUUGUGGUGAUUAUAUUUAUAGCGGACACACUAUUGUUUUUGUCAUUAGUUGUCUUUUUAUAAGAGAAUAUAGUCCUCGUCGAUGGAAACCGUUACAUUUUCUCUCUAUCCUUAUUUCUAUGGUUGGUGUUAUAUUAUUGCUUAUAUCGAGAGGUCAUUACACAAUUGAUGUUAUAAUCUCCUACUGGAUCUCAACGCGAAUUUUUUGGAUUUACCAUACACUUGCUGCUUGCUCUAAUUUAAGAGUAAUUCUUUUUUGA
Dracunculus medinensis (Guinea worm) is the source of this 789-nucleotide messenger RNA. The record is from the annotation of a GenBank genome assembly. NCBI's taxonomy places the organism in Eukaryota, Metazoa, Nematoda, Chromadorea, Rhabditida, Dracunculidae.